Messenger RNA from Lodderomyces theae, 2898 nucleotides. RefSeq names its product DEAH-box ATP-dependent RNA helicase (gene PRP22). Gene Ontology annotation, molecular function: ATP binding; RNA binding. Gene Ontology annotation, biological process: spliceosomal complex disassembly. The transcript has a single exon. Bases 1 to 2898 code for a protein of 965 amino acids. NCBI's taxonomy places the organism in Eukaryota, Fungi, Ascomycota, Pichiomycetes, Serinales, Debaryomycetaceae. Gene Ontology annotation, cellular component: intracellular anatomical structure; catalytic step 2 spliceosome. The record is from RefSeq and is a predicted model, not a curated record.
AUGACAAGUGCCAUCACCGAUACAGAUAAGCUACGACUGGAUAUCAUAAGACAACACUUGAAUCUACAUGAUGAAGAAAGUAUAAACUUGACUUUGAGCUUUCUAGCAGAAUUGCACAAGAAAUCACCUUCCUCAUUUGAAGCAUUCCAAAAGACAGUUCAACAAAAUGGAGGAGAAGACUUUGAUACAGCCUUUUUAAGAGAGGUCUUUGACUCGUUUGGAAAGGACAAGCUCGGAGACAAUCUAGACAACGAAGAUGAACUUUGUGGUAGGAUAUUUGAAGGGACGGUUGCAUCCAUUCGCCCAUACGGAGCUUUCAUCAGAUUCAACAACACAUCAGGACUCUGCCAUAUCUCUCAAGUUUCCUAUGAUGGAUCUAGAACGUCACGUAUGGAUCUACAUCCUAAUCAAAAAGUAUUUGUCAAAGUCAUCGACCAAGAGAACAAGGAUCCGAGGAAAAUUUCACUUUCGAUGAGAGGAAUCAAUCAAGAGACAGGCAUUGAGGAGAGGGAAAGGAUUGAGAGAGAUCACCAGAGGAUGCCGGCAGAAGAAUCUAGAACCACCUCCUACCCCGACUUUAAUCACGAACUUGAAAUCGAGACCGAGAUUGAGCUUAAUGAUGCUAGGCCCUCUUUUCUCCAAAACCAAGGGUACAAAGAAACAGCUUCAUCCAUCAAUACAAUUUUGAGUAUGGAUGGCGCAAUGAGUAAAGCUGCUGAAAAUGGAUCUGAUUUUGCUCGAAAGUUUAGAGAGGACAAACUACAGAAAGAAAAGGAAAAGAAUAAAGCGAGUCAUGAGCAAAACGACCCUUUAUCAGAGCAGAAAAAGACUGAAGAGGUUGUGUCGGAAUGGAAAAAAUCCCAAAAGCGUCUGUUUUAUCAAUCCACGAAACUCAGCAUUGAAGAGCAGAAAAAGUCGCUACCUGUAUAUGAUAUGCGUGCUGAUCUAAUCCAAACGGUUAAAGAUAACCAAUUUAUUGUUAUUGUUGGAGAGACUGGGUCGGGUAAGACCACUCAAAUUGUGCAGUACAUAUACGAAGAAGGGAUAAAUGUAAUCAACGGGGAUUCGAAGGUUAUUGGAUGUACCCAGCCGAGACGUGUGGCAGCUACAUCCGUGGCAAAGAGAGUGUCUGAGGAAGUUGGCUGCGAGCUUGGUGAUGAAGUAGGAUACAAUGUUCGAUUUGAUGAUAAAACCACACCAAAGACAAAGAUCAAGUAUAUGACUGAUGGUAUGUUGGAAAGAGAGGCACUCACGGACCCUGAAAUGAGCAAAUAUGCGGUCAUAAUGUUGGAUGAGGCACAUGAGAGGACAAUUGCCACCGAUGUGCUAUUCGCUUUGCUAAAGAAGGCGGCAUUGGCAAACCCAAACUUGAAAAUAAUUGUCACAUCAGCCACUUUGGAUUCUGACAAGUUCUCCAAGUUUUUCAACAACUGUCCGAUUUUGAAUAUUCCUGGUAGAACAUACCCUGUGGAGGUGCUAUACACAAAGGAGCCCGAGAUGGAUUAUUUGCCGGCUGCUUUAGAUACAGUCAUGCAAAUACACAUUUCGGAACCCAGCGGAGACAUCUUGGUGUUCCUCACAGGACAGGAAGAGAUUGACACCAGUUGCGAAGUGCUAGCUGAACGGGUAAAAGUGUUGGGAGACUCAGCUCCAGAGCUCAUAAUUUUACCCGUGUACUCUGCUUUGCCAGCAGAGGCACAAGCCAGAAUCUUUGAACCCACGCCUCCUGGAUCGCGAAAGGUUGUAUUGGCAACAAACAUUGCUGAAACAUCCAUCACCAUUGACGGCAUCUACUACGUUGUUGAUCCCGGGUAUGUCAAGUUGAACGCAUAUGACCCGAAGCUGGGUAUGGAUACGUUGAAGGUAUCUCCCAUCAGCAAGGCGCAAGCCAAUCAAAGAAGCGGAAGAGCAGGUAGAACUGGACCGGGAAAGUGUUAUCGGUUGUACACUGAACAGUCUUAUGCCACCGAAAUGCUUCCAAACUCUAUUCCCGAAAUACAAAGACAAAAUUUGUCCCACACAAUUUUAAUGUUGAAAGCUAUUGGGAUCACCGAUGUUGUCAACUUUGAGUUUAUGGAUCCUCCUUCUAAAAACUCCAUGAUGACUUCUUUGGAAGAUCUUUAUAUGUUGGAGGCGUUGGAUGAUGAUGGUGAACUUACUCAAUUGGGAAGGAAAAUGGCUGAUUUCCCAAUGGAGCCUGCACUUGCCAAAACACUCAUCAAGUCGGUUGACUUACGUUGCACAGAAGAAAUUCUAACAAUUGUUGCUAUGUUGUCGGUGCAAAGUAUCUUUCAUCGACCAAAGGACAAGCAACAAAUAGCAGACCAGCGAAAGGCAAGAUUCCACUCUACCAAAGGUGACCACUUGACUUUGCUCAAUGUGUAUAACCGUUGGUGCGCCAAUAAGUACAGCAAAGAUUGGUGUCGAGAUAAUUUCAUCCAAGACAGAAGUAUGCGACACGCGAGAGAGGUGAGGAGGCAAUUACAGACAAUCAUGACCAAACACAAGUAUGCAAUCGACUCAUGUGGCAAUGAUUUGGACGCAAUCCGAAAAUGUCUUUGCUGCGGCUACUUCAAAAACGUAGCGAAGCGUGAUUCCGGCGAGGGUUACAAGACUUUGUCAAAGAAUGAACUGGUCUAUCUACACCCAUCCUCAAGUCAGUUUGGAAAGAGUCCAGAGUACGUACUAUACCAUGCAAUAGUGAUGACCUCGCGUGAGUACAUGCACAAUGUCUCUGUUAUUGACCCUGAAUGGCUUUGCGAAUAUGCGCCAAAGUAUUUCAAACUAGCUGACCCGCAUAGUCAAGCCAAGAAGAAACAAAAGAUUGUCCCAUUGACAUCAUUUGGAAACCGGAAUCAGAAAAAACUGUCACGAUGGAGACCAGGUAAGAAGAAGUAA